Clupea harengus (Atlantic herring) is the source of this 13768-nucleotide messenger RNA. RefSeq names its product dynein axonemal heavy chain 6. The record is from RefSeq and is a predicted model, not a curated record. The coding region runs from base 441 to 13571 and encodes 4376 amino acids. Lineage: Eukaryota; Metazoa; Chordata; Actinopteri; Clupeiformes; Clupeidae. Gene Ontology annotation, biological process: microtubule-based movement. Gene Ontology annotation, molecular function: dynein intermediate chain binding; ATP binding; ATP hydrolysis activity. The transcript is spliced from 83 exons. Gene Ontology annotation, cellular component: dynein complex.
UCAUUUUGUUAUUAUGUCUAUUUUGUCUUUUAUUCUUUCACUAUUAUUCCUAUUAUAAGCUUUUAGUCCUUUUAACUCUUAUUCUUUUUAUUAAAGUUUAUAUGUAUGGUCAAUUUAUUGACCUCGAUUGGAAAACAUUCUGGUACAACUGUUAUUUUCAGAUGUACUAUGUAAAAGUGACUAGACUUGACCCAAUGCCUCACAGUAGGCCUUCCAGUGGGACAAGCUGAAACCAUGGCUGUAAACAAGCACCUAGAUAUCUCUGCCUAGUGGCCACUGUUACCUAGCAACAGGCAAGUUUAACGUCAAUAGCUCGUGAUAGAUAGCUAAUGUUACAGCUGCAGUUAUCUCUCUCUCUCUCUUAGAAAAUACAUUAAUGUUACUUGGAGUUAGGUAUACAUUUUCCAUAUUUAUGUUCAAAAGAAGUCUCUUUCCCAAUCAUGCAGCCAUCGAAUUUUGGGAUAGACACGUUAAUGCAUCGGAAACAGGUGGGUCAGGAUGAAGAUGAAGACGUUUGCAGCUUAAUAUUAGGUCGUAACGUCAAUGCUGCGAGGGAUAAACGCAUCGUGACUUUACCUAAGUUGGAAACAGAUCCAAAGAUGGACCAGCAACGCUUCAAAGAACAAUCAUCUCUAGCACCACGCCAAUCGUUGUCCACAGAAAAAAGGCCUACUCUAUUUCCAGAUCAUGCCAGAUCCAACGGCAGAGUCAGCCUGGAGCCUCUAAGGACAAAGAGAGCUGCGCCUACAUCACACAGAGCAACAUGGGACUCCCUCGUCAUUCCAACCACAUGGAAUUACAAAGGGGUUAGGGUGAAGGGUGCCCGCUUUGACAACACAGAACCUGAAGAUGAUGAUGUUGUCAAUCAUAUUGUAAGACUCCGAAGUAAACUUGGUUGGCCUACUAAAUUACCUGGCAGAAGAAUGAUAAGACCAUGCUCAGAUUAUCUACAGAAAAGCCCACAUGAAAUGAAAGACACAGGGGAAUAUGUGUAUUGCAUAAAAAGGAGCGGAGAUGAUGACCAUGGCCUGUAUGAUCUCAAAGUGGUCUCGGUUCAGACAGCAAAGCAGCACAACCACUAUUGGACAGUCAGUGCUUCUUACAUACAGGAGGUAUAUGUACUGGAACAGUCCAGUGAGGAGAUCGUGCCAGUAUUGGAUUGGUUGGCCGAGAGGGAGCUCUUCCAAAAAAUCUACCAGCUGCUUUUCUUUUCAAAGUUCAGGUUAUGCAAAUCCUUUAAUAUCUGGAAGACAGUCAUAAGGCAUUCAAAAAUGUCCAAAUCAAAGAUCAGGUUGUCCAAGAAUCUGUUCUUUGUAGAUGACUUACUUGCCAAAUGCCUGCUGCAAAUCAAAGGUUUACUGGAGGCAUCAUUUAACCCUGGAUACCGCAUUGUUUUAAUAAAGUGGGAUGAAACACGAACGCACUCCCUGUGGGAUUUCUGCGAAGCUCAAAACCAGCAGAGAGAAUUUGCCUCAAAGCAACUUCAGCAUCUCCAUAUCAAAGUGGCCUCAAUGAUUCGAUCUGCCUGCUUAAAAACUGCGGAGCUGCACGGCGCAGAGAGACUCUUCCAUUCCUGGGAGCCGGACCAUGACUUGCGGCCGUUGUACACCCAGGUGGCACAGUGGCGGACCCUGUUGUGCCACUUUGGAUGCUUCCUUAGCAUGGUGGACUAUAUGUUCGAGACUGAGCUGAGCAACCUAUUGAAGGCGGCUGUCUUCACUCUGCACUCGGCGUUUUGGGGGUCCUUCCACAAUACACGGGCUGAUGUCAAAUUGGACACUGGCACCACAUGCCAUCAGGGAGAUGAUAUCUAUCAGUAUCACAGGGAAAUUGGACUUUCACAUUCAGGGAUUAAGUCCCCGCAGGAAGUGAGAGCAGCAUUUGAAGUGAAUGUGGUGCUUACCAUCUUCCCAGAUACCACCACAGACGCCAUGGAAAGCACCCACCAGCCGAGUGACCAGGCAGGGGAGCCAGAGCCUCAGAAAGAAGUCCCCAAUGAAAAAAGUUCACCUCUUGUAAGUUUAGCACCAAAGAAGCUGUCAAAAAUGACCCUUAGCCCCGCCAUGGAUGACUUUGUGAUGAAAAUACAAGAGGUGCUCGAGGGCUUCCGGGGUGUCAUCGACAAACAGAUUUCCUUUAAGGAGGAUCCUAGUCUGCUGGACCUGUACUCUCCUCCAGUGUUUGACCGUAAACUGUCCGUGGAUGAGAUUUCUGAGGAGGAGAGGAGCCAAAUCUUGAGGCCUUGGCCUGACAUGCAGCUACUGCUGGGUCAAGACUCGGUCUAUCAGAUGCAGGUCUCAGAGAUCCUGAGCAUGGUGCAGACCGGCUUUGCAGAGACGGAGAGACACUGCACCAAGAUAGAGGGCUUCGGCAAGAUGGUGCAAAGAACCAUGGCAUUGGACAUCGGCAGGUUUAUGGAUGGGGAGAAGUGGAUGGCUCAGGACAUGAAGGCUAUCCUGAUGGCCCAUACUGAGAGCGUGGAGAUGAUGCAUAGGAUGGAGAUGCAGACACGCAUCAACAUGAUGCUGGUGUGCUGCGAGCAGUACCAGCGGGACUGCCUGCCCUACCCGCAGACAGUCAUCACCAACAUCCACUAUCGGCUGCCCAACUUCGCCAAGAAGAAAAACCUUGCCCUGAUGGAGGUCAUUCAAUCUGCUCUGAAAAAGCUUGAAUUUCAUAUGGACACCCUGGAGGAGUUUGUUGACUAUCUGAACUUCCUGACUCAAAUCUCUGUGAAGCUACCUACUCUGGAGAGGCAGUACCACUUCCUUGUGCAAUUGUAUACUAUUAUAAAAGAGUUCCACAUAUUUAUUUCACCUGAGGAUUUGGCUCUGUUCCAUCACCUUGUCCCCAGCUUCUUCCACCUCAAGUCUACAGUCUUGAUCGCUGAGACCAAAAGGGAUGAUAACAUUUUUGCGUUUAAUGCUGACCUAAACCAACAACUGACUAAACUCAGACAUGACCUCGUUCUCAUCAAGAUAAAGAUAAACAAUCCACUACUUCUCUGCUCAACCACAACCCCUGUGAUGGCAAGUGAGGUUCUGCAGGCCCUUACAGAAGAGCUGGCCAUCUACUCCAGCAAAGCCUACAGUUGCUUCCGCUUCAGGGAGCUGCUGGACAGCUCUGUCUCCAAGCAGAUCGCUCCGCCAGGGGUCAACAGGGAGGAAGUGGCGUCCUGUGUGAUCGAGUUGGAGCUGACAGAUGUGAGCAAUGCACUCAACCUCCGAGGGAUGCUAUGGGACAUGCAGAAGGAAUGGGACAAGCAGUAUGACCUGUGGAGGACCACCGCCUUCAAUCUUCUGAAUGUGGACAACCUGCAGAACAACGUCAGCCACUUCACCCAGACCAUCUACAAGCUGGAGAAAGGCCUACCUGAAAAUGACAUAGUGCCACACCUGAAGCAGAAACUGGGAGAUUUUAAGCUCUGCUUGCCUAUCAUUGUUGCCCUGCGCAAUCCCCAUCUUCGCAAAAGGCACAUAGUGGAAGUCCAGAGAAAGAUUGGAUUUUUUUUUGUGUCAGAUGAGGGUUUUACUUUGGGAGACCUGCUCGAUCUGAAGAUCCUGCAGUACAGCCGAUUGAUUAGCGAUAUCUCCACCACAGCAACACAUGAGGCCGCCCUUGAGGGUAUCUUGAACAAGGUCAUCAACCUGUGGGAGAGCACAGAUUUUCGUCUCAUCACCCACAACUUGGACACAUGCACUGUGAAGAUUAUCGCCUCAGCUGACGAUGUCAUGGCUCAACUGGAGGAGAGCCGGACCACCAUCAUGAGCAUGAAGUCGUCACGCUACGCUGAGCCAAUCAAGGGUCUGAUUGAUGAGUGGGAACGCAAACUGAACCAGUUUUCAAACACGUUGGGGGAAUGGGCCAUGUGCCAGAAGCAUUGGCUCUACUUGGAGCCCAUCUUCUCAGCUGGGGGAAUCCAAAGACAGCUUCCAGAGGAGACCAAGCUAUUUGGGGAGGUUGACAAGGCCUGGAAGCAACUGAUGCUCAGAACCCAACAGUGCCCAAAUGCUUUGAGGAACGGUACUUUCCCUGGGGUGCAGGAGAUCCUUCAGAACAACAACAUUCAGUUGGAGAAGAUACAGAAGUGUCUGGAGGACUAUCUGGAGUCCAAGCGAACCAUUUUCCCAAGGUUCUACUUUCUCAGCAAUGAAGAACUUAUUAAGGUUUUGUCACUGAGUAGGAACCUCAGUGUCAUACAGCCCUAUCUGGUGAAAUGUUUCUCUAACAUCCAUCACUUUGAGAUGCAGGAUCAGGCCAUGCUGCAUCCAGUACUGGUUGAGUUGCACUCAGUGGAAGGGGAGAUUGUCACUAUGCCCAAAAAUGUUCAGAUACGUGGGCCUGUUGAGCAGUGGAUGGGAAACGUGGAGACAGCCAUGUACAACUCAGUUAAACGACAAAUGAAGUUGGCUGUGUUGGACUGGAACCCUGCAGACUUCAGGAGCUGGGUUCUGACCCAUCCCGGGCAAGUUGUGCUCACUGUGACUCAGAUCAUGUUCAGCAUGGACUGUGAGAAGUGUCUGAGUGGCAGCAGUGGUCAGCAGGAGGGGCUGAUGGCGGUGCAGCAGCAGGUGAUUGGCAGCCUUGAUGACCUGAUGAAGCUGGUGUUUGAGCCGCUGCCCUGCCAUCAGCAGGCUACCGUAGACUCCCUGUUCACCAUCCUGGUGCACUGCCGAGACAUUCUCUCCCACCUGAUCCACCACAACAUCUCCAGUGCUGAAGACUUCGAGUGGAGGAGGUGGCAGCUGCUCUAUGACUGGCAUGACACCACCUCGGUCUGCUAUGUGGUGCAGGCCAAGGCCUCCUUCCCCUAUGGGUAUGAGUACCAGGGCUGCUCCCCGCGACUGGUCAUCACCCCACUGACUGACCGCUGCUGGCUCACAAUCACCGGAGCCCUGAGUCUGCACCUAGGGGGGGCGCUGGUUGGACCUGCAGCCACAGGGAAAACUGAGACUGUGAAAGACCUGGCAAAGGGCCUGGGAAAGUUCUGCUUAGUCAUGAACUGCGCAGCUAGUUUGGACUACAAGAUGAUGGGGAGGCUGUUCUCUGGCAUGGUGCAGUCUGGCAUCUGGUGCUGCUUUGAUGAGUUCAACUGCAUCAGCGUGGAGGUGCUUUCGGUCAUCGCUGCCCAGCUUCAGGCAAUUAAGGCAGCCAAGAACAGCCACAGUCUGAGGUUUAUGUUUGAGGGAAGAGAUAUACGUCUGAAUGCUUCAUGUGGUUAUUUCAUUACCAUGAACCCUAGCUUUCGAGGUCGAGUAGAGCUCCCAGACAACCUGAAGAUCCUGCUUCGACCCAUGGCCAUGAUGGUGCCUCAUUUCGACCUCAUUGCUGAAAUCAUACUAUUUUCGGAGGGAUUCAAAUCUGCCAAAACUCUCUCCAGAAAGAUCGUCCAUUGCUACCAAAUUGCAAGCAAACAGCUGUCCCUGCAGGAUCAUUAUGACUUUAGCAUGAGGUCAAUCAAGUCUGUUCUGCUACUUGCUGGACACAGGAAACCAGCCUCUAUGUCGGUGAGCUUAGAGGAAGAAUGUUCCAUCCUUAUUUGUGCCCUGCAAGACUUCAACCUACCUAAGCUCAUCCCUGAAGAUGUGCCCCUCUUCAAGAGCAUCAUGCAGGACCUGUUUCCAGGUGUCGAGGCUCCAAAAUCUGUCCUUCCUCAACUGGAGACGGCCAUCACCAUAGUGACAGAGAUUCUAGGCCUGGAGCCUUGUCCAAGUCAAGCAGAGAAAGUCACACAGCUCUACAGUCAGAUUUUGGCCCGUGUGGGAGUCAUGUUAGUGGGGCCCACAGGAGGAGGGAAGACCACAAUCAGACUCAUACUGCAACAUGCUCUAGACAUGCUGCCUGACCUCGGGAAGAGGAAAAAGGGUACAGGGUUUCAGAGGGCUACAAGUGUGAAUGUGGACUGCUUCACGAUUAACGCAAAGUGUUUUGGCCUGGAAGAGCUCUUUGGUCACAUGAACCCCAUCACCCUGAAGUGGUCCGACGGCCUGUUAGGCUCGGCCGUAAGGACCUACGCUGAAGAGCUCUCACAGGUGGAGAAGAAGAGAACUCGCACAUCCUCAAAUGAACUUACUUCAGAUGACACAGAACCCGGCUUAGUAACCCAGGCGCCAACAGGCAACAGGCAUAGUUAUCAAGGAACACAUGACAUUGAGAAGUGGCGUUGGGUUAUUAUGGACGGUCCGGUUGACAGCGAGUGGGUAGAGAGCCUGAACACAGCCCUGGACGAUAGCCGCACUAUGUGCCUGAUGAACGGGGAGAGGAUCAUCCUCCCUGAGGGACUCAGCUUCAUCUUUGAAGUCGACUCACUGAGCCAUGCCACCCCUGCCACCAUCAGCCGCUGUGCUAUGGUCUAUGUGGAUCCAUUAGGGAUGACGUGGAAGCUGUACGUGAGGCGCUGGCUCUCUGAGCUGCCCGACCCCCUGCAGGACCAGGGCGUCGCCUACUUGCAGAAGCUCUUUGAUGGCUCUGUGGGCCCCGGUGUGGCGUUUGUGCACAAGCACCGGAAGUUGCUAAGCUUCCCCGUCCCCGAGAUGUCUUUAGUCAUGACCUUGUGCAGUUUGCUGGGCUCCAUCUUCAACCUGCUGCAUAAGAACAAUGGUUUAGGUACAAAUGAAGAUAAACCUCCACCUUCUUCAGACUUUCCCAAGAAGCAAAAGCAAAAGGCUGAAGCAAAAGGCUGCCACAGUGAGACAUCAAAAACAAGUUUCCCCCUUAGACAAAUAGAGCAGUGUAACUGGUUCCUGCAGAAGUAUCCAGAAAAGCUGACGUCUCUGUUGGGGAAGCUGUAUGUGUUUGCUUACACCUGGGCCUUUGGUGGAGUCCUCCACCAUGUGGAUGGAUUUGACGAUUCUCACAUGACCUCCAAAGAAAAGAGUGACCCCCUGACGAAAGUGUCACAGGAGUUUCAGAGUUUGCUCAGAGAGUUAUUUAAUGGAGGCCAUCAAUAUGGCAUUAGUAUCCCCAGUGGGAAUCACACACUCUUCAGUUAUUUUGUAGAUAUGCAGACCGAUGCCUUCAGGCUCUGGGAAGAGCUUGUUCCCACUACAGACGGCCUCAUUCGCAAAGGGAUGAGCAUGUUGGCCGCAUGUCAUCAUGACUCUCUUUCCUUUCAAGCAAAACCCAUCCAACAGUUUAGCCUGAGCAGCGAGCACGUGAGCAACAUCGACAGCAUCCGCUACUCCUUCCUGCUCAGUCUGCUGCUGCUGCACAACCAGCCAGUUCUGCUCACAGGAGAAUCAGGGGUGGGGAAGUCAAUGCUGAUUGAGAGCAUGCUUAAGAAAUUACAGAAGGAUCAAGAGGAAAUCGGAAACCCAUCAACUAUUCUUGGACAAGUGUUCCUGCAUCACCAAGCCAAAACAGCCAGCAUAUUGGAAGAUGUGUCUCACCUUACUGCUGACUUAACAGAUGGUGACAAGUCCCCUGAUGUAAUUGGAGCUAUGGCUGUUCUGUUUGGGAGGUUGAAUAGCGUGCAGCAGUCUGGUGGAAGCCCAGUGGAAACGGGCAUCCUCACACAGACCCUGCAGUGCACCGCGCACACGGAGCCCCCGCAGAUACAAGCCCACGUGCUGCGAAGCCUUAGCAAGAGGGGCAAGAAUCUACUGGGUGCGCCCAAAAAAAAGAAGGUAUUGUUUUUUCUGGAUGACAUAAACAUGCCCGUCACAGAUAACGCUGGUGAUCAGCCAUCCAUGGAGCUGGUCCGGCAGUUCAUCGAGCUCCAGGGAGUUCAUGAUACCAAGACAUUCACUUGGAAGGGCAUACAGGAUGUGACCUUCUGUGCGGCAUGUGCUCCCCCUGGGGGUGGGCGUCAGCAACUGAGCAGGCGGCUGCUCAGGCAUUUCUCAGUACUGGUCCUGCCACACCCAUCCUAUGACACCAUGCAGCACAUCUUCCAGGUUCAAUUGGGGAAGUUCUUGGGCUCUAAGGACUUCUGUAAGGAGGCGCGAAUGUGCCGUGAGCCACUAGUGUCGGCGUCCAUCGCUGUCUACACGGAGAUGUGCCACACCGUGCUGCCCACGCCUGCCAAAUACCACUACACAUUCAACCUCAGAGACCUGUCCAAAGUGGUCCAUGGCCUGAUGCAGACCAAUGAAUCCGAGCUGAGGUCAGUGCCGACGGCUGUUAACUUGCUUGCCCAUGAGGCCUCACGUGUGUUCCAUGAUCGUCUCAUAGAGGACCAAGACAGGAAGCUCUUCUACCAGAUCCUCGCCAACGAGCUUCAGCUCAACUUUAAAAUGUUCUGUACAGCAGAGACUCUCAUGAAGGAGCCAGUGACGUUUGGAGACUUCCAGGACGCCAGCAUUCCUCCCGGCUCCCGCUCAUACAAGCACUUCCAGGACAAAAAUAAGAUCAUCACCAUCCUGGAGAAUUGCCGCAAGAAGCAUUGCAAGAAAGAAUCUCAGUUCCCAAUGCUGUUCUUCAGAGAGGCUGUGGACCACAUCACACGGACUGCUCGUAUCCUCCGCCAGCAUGGAGCCCACAUGAUGCUGAUUGGGCUUGAUGGCACUGGGAGGGAGGAGUGUGUAACGCUGGCGUGCCACCUAGCUGGGUGCCACCUGUACCGGCUGUCCGUCUCCCACAACUGUAGCUACUCCGACUUCCGGGACGACCUGAAGAAGGUGUUCCACCGGGCCGGCAUCCAGCGCAAACACACUGUGCUGCUCAUCAAAGAUUCCGAAAUACUCGAGGGGUCUGUCAUGACGGAUCUGGACUGUCUUCUGAAGUGUGGAGAUGUCCCUGGUCUCUUUACCGAUGAAGAAAGAGACACCAUCACCUCUGAGAUUAAGACAAAGGAUGACACUUCUGAGAAGAGAGAGGAGGCAUAUGCCCUCUUCAUAGAGCAAGUCAGGCAGCAUCUGCACAUUGUUCUGGCGUUGAGCCCAGCGGGCUCACGGUUGCGCCACUUUUGCUGGGCCCACCCGGCCCUGCUGGGCUGCUGCAACAUUGACUGGUACAGCAUGUGGUCCAAAGAGUCCCUGCUGCAGGUGGCCCAGAAUGCUUUCAUCAACUCUGCAGACUUCUACUGCCCAGGCAUGGGCCUGCAGGACAAAGUGGCUUGUGCCUGUGUAGACAUGCACUACAGCGUAUCCCAGAUGGCGGAUCAGUACCGGCAGGAGGCCAGGAGGCCGUAUUACGUGGUGCCCAGCAUCUUCAGUGAAUUCAUGUGCACCUUCACCAAGAUGUUCCGCUCCAGAGAGGGAGAGCUGCAAGGCAUCAGAAAUCGCUACACAAAUGGACUUACGAUUUUGUCAGAGACAACGUCUCUUGUCAUUGUGAUGAAGGAGGAGCUUGUAGCUUUGAGCCAUGGAAUAGAAGAGAAAUCAGAGGAAAUAGAAAUUUUGAUGAAGAAGCUUCAGAAAGAUGCUGAUGUUGUGGAGCAGGUCAGAGCCAUCGUUCAAGUGGAAGAGGGCGUCAUGGCUCAGGAGACUCAAAUAGUCCAGGACUACGCCCAGGAGGCCCAGGCUGAUUUGAAUACAGCAUUGCCUCUACUGGAGAAGGCCAUUUCAGCCCUAGAUAGCCUGGACAAAAAUGACAUCUCAGAGAUAAGGGUCUACACUAACCCACCAGACCUGGUCUUGACUGUGAUGUAUGCGGUCUGCAUCUUGCUGCAGCAGAAACACACCUGGGUAGUGGCCAAGCAGCUGCUGGCCGAUCCGGGCUUCCUCAAGAGGCUGAUGAACCUGGACAAGGACAGCCUGCCAGAAAAGGUGUUCCUACACCUAAAGAGGUACUCCAAAGACCCAGAAUUCACCCCAGAGAAGGUGGGGCGGGUGUCCAUUGCCUGCCGAUCCAUGUGCCAGUGGGUCCUUGCAUUGGAACGCUACCAUGAUGUAGUUAAGAUAAUUGAGCCUAAGCAAAAAAAGGUCAGAGUGGCUACGGAAGCGCUUGCAAAGGCCCAGUGGAAUCUAAAAAAAAAACAGAAGAACCUCUCAAGGAUAGAGCAGCAUCAGGCCGAUUUGCUGCAGCACUACAAAGCUAGUGUGGCUGAGAAGGUGGAGUUGGCAGCCCGGAAAGAACUGACCACAAAACGAGUGCAGAGGGCUAUACAGCUAAUUGCAGCCCUGUCUGAUGAGAAGGACCGCUGGGAGAACACUGUGAGAGAGAUGGACCUGCAGCUGAAGCACAUUGUGGGUGACACCAUAAUCUCAGCUGCCUUUAUCACCUACUGCGGCCCGCUGACAGCUGUCUACCGGGAGGCCAUUGUCAAGACCUGGCUGGAGUCCUGCCAUAGUGCUGAUAUGUCUGUGUCCGAUGACUACACCUUCAUCGGCACCAUGACGAAGAAGAAUGAGGUCCGGCACUGGCACAACACCGGUCUGCCUUCGGACCGGAUGUCCACGGAGAAUGCCAUCAUCAUAGAGAACGUGCCCCGCUGGCCGCUGAUCAUAGACCCCCAGGCUCAGGCCAAGCGCUGGCUGAGCUGUAAGGAGGGAGUGGGGCUCUACAAGGUCCGCAUAUCCAAACCCAACUACAUGAAGACUGUAAAGAGAGCCAUCCGCAUGGGCGAUGCUAUGCUGAUUCACGAUAUAACAGAGAAUAUGGACCCCUGUCUCAUCCCAGUGUUGAAGAGGAACAUCAUUGUCCGAGAGGGACAUUCCUACAUCAAGAUUGGAGACACCGAGGUUGAGUACAAUUCCAACUUCAGGCUGUACCUGGCCACCUCACUGCCCAACCCUCAUUUCCUGCCGGGGCUGUGCAACAUGGUGAAGCUGAUUAACUUCAGUGUGGAGUACGAGGGCCUGCAGGAGCAGCUGCUGUCCAGCGCCUUCACGCUGCAGCAGCCCCAGCUGGAGCAGCAGCACACCCAGCUCCUCCUCACCAUCACCUCCCACCUGUUUGACCUCCACCAGCUGGAGGAGGGGUCGCUGCAGCUUCUGCAGGACACCAAUGGACAUGUAGGACAUAUGCUGGAUGACCAGUCUCUCAUUGACAAUCUGAGGAAGACAAAUGACACCUUCAACAAGAUCUCACAGCGCGUCCAGACAGCUAAGGACAAAGAAAAGGAGAUUGGCGAGGUGCGCAAGAAGUACCUGCCCAUCGCCAGUUACGGCGCAAACCUGUACAUGGUGCUGGCCUCGCUCAACCAGAUCAACUACAUGUACCAGUUCUCCCUAAUGUGGUUCAUGGACAAGUACAUCAAGGCGGUGCAGCCGGGCAGCCAGGCCUCUGAGAGGCCGGUGGAAGGAGGGACACGCGUGGGCGGCUCGGUCAGCCGCACCGACUUUAAGACGGCCGACUUCGGCCACCACCUGCUCAGCAUGAUGGAUCUCAUCAGUGAAAAUAUCUACAAGGAGGUGUCUCUGGCGCUGUUUGCAGAGCACCAGCUGUGCUUCUCCUUCCUGAUGUGCUGCAGGGUCAUGCAGACGAAGCACGGCGACCCCUUGCCGGCCGAGGAGUGGCACACCUUCCUGCACACGCCCGUGCUGGCCAACAUGCUGGUGGGGCCGCAGCAGCAGCGCCCGACCCACGCCCGGUGGCUGACGAGCAGCAUGUGGACCCAGUGCCAGUACCUGAGCACCCACCUGCCCAUCUUCUCUGCCCUCUGGUGCUCUCUCUGCUACAACCCUCCCCAGUGGAGCGCCUUCAAACAGGCCGACAGCCUCUACAGCUUCCUGGGGGAGCCGUACAGCCCAGACUCCAGCUCGCCACCUCCAGCACCCAUGGAAACCGACCCUGCCAACAACAAAGACACCUUAGUCUUUCCAUGGGAGACCUUGUCCAGCUUCCAAAGAAUCAUUCUGAUUAAGAUCCUGCGACCAGAGUGUCUAACAUCAGCUGUGAGGAGGUUUGUUACGGAGCAGAUUGGAGCAAAGUUUGUGGAGGGGAGCAGAAUGAGUCUUCUGGAUGUCUAUGAGCACUGUAGGCCCAUCACCCCCAUCAUCUUCCUCCUGUCGCCUGGCAUGGACCCAGCCUCCCAUGUGCUGCGUCUGGCCCAGGAGCAGCGUGGGAGCAGCCUGCAUGUGGACAUGGUGUCUUUGGGUCAGGGCCAGGGCCCACGGGCCGACGAGCUGGUCGACAAGGCCCAGGUGCUCAAGGGCUGCUGGGUCUUCAUGCAGAACUGCCACCUGGCGCCCACCUUCAUGCCUCGCCUGCAGACCAUCAUCAACUCGCUGAAGUGGAAAGGCUCUGACCUGGACCCACACUUCCGCCUCUGGCUCUCCUCUAAACCUGACCCAGUUUUCCCAGCCUCCAUACUGCAGAGGGGCUUUAAGGUGGCUGUGGAGCCACCUCAGGGCCUGAAGGAAAAGCUGCUGCAUGCAGUAGGUGUUACCAGGGAGGUGGCGGACAAGAACUUCAGCAGGCCCGACUGCCCCGUCUGGAAGACCCUGGUCUUCAGCCUCUGUGUCUUCCAUGCCAUCGUGCAGGAGAGGAAGAAGUACGGGACCCUGGGCUGGAACGUGCCGUACAUGUUCACCUACUCUGACCUGGAGGUGUCCCUGCUGUACCAGGAUAUGAUGCUGAAGGCCUCUGAGGAUGCCAAGGUGCCCUGGGCAGCACUGCGCUACCUGAUAGGAGAGGUGGUCUACGGCGGCCACACCAAUGACCCCUGGGACCAGCGCUGCCUGGUGGCCAUCCUGCAGCGCUGCUACAACCCCAGAGUGCUCGAGGAGGGCCACAACUACUGCCAGGCCCAGGGUUACCCAGCUUUCCCCAAAGAUGCCAGCUGGUCGCAGUGCGACGCGUACAUAGAGAACAUGCCGGAUAGAGACCUGGCGGAGGUGUUUGGCGUGGACAGCAGUGCUGAGGCCACGGUGCAGCACCAUGAGGGCCAGCAGCUGCUGCAGACCAUCAUCAGCCUGCAGCCCCGAAUCAGGGACAAACGCAUGCUGACCAGAGACCGAGAGGCCCAAGAUGAAGUGGUCCUGGAGGUGGCCACUUACAUCCUGAAGAAGCUUCCAGAAAGAGUUGAGUCUGGCCACAGCUCAGGAAAUACUAAAUACCUGCAAGAUAUUAUUUCUGAAAUCAAUUCAAUGGCGAAAGAAGAAGGUGGCCAACACUCUGUAACGUGGUUGCUGGUGGUCCUGAAGGAGGAGGUGAGGCGGUUUGACCGACUGCUGGGCGCAGUGCGUUCCUCCCUGCUCAGCAUCUGCAGCGCCGUCAAGGGCGAGACGCUCAUGACCGAGGAGAUGGAGGAGCUCCACAACGCAUUGCUGACCAUGGUGUUGCCUGCAGCCUGGAAGGUCCUGUCGUAUGAGUCAUGCAAGGCCCUGGGCUCCUGGGUGCUGGACCUGGAGCACAGGGUCGACUUCUUUCAGGCCUGGAUUGACCAUGUCAAAAUUUUGCAUCUCAGGAGAAGUCCACUGUCCGCUGGUGGCGGUAAGACCAGGCAGUUGAGUGUCAAGAGGCUGUCCCCGGUCUCUCCCAGGGAGACGCCGCGCUGCUACUGGCUACCUGGCUUCUUCUUCCCCCAAGGGUUUCUCUCAGCCGUGCUGCAGACAUAUGCACGGAAGAAGAACCUGCCGGUGGAUUCUCUGUGCUUCAGCUAUCACGUGCAACCCAUACAAGAGGCCACGCUUGACUGGAGCCUGGUCUUCCAGAGGAAGCUGCUGUUUGAGGCAAGGCUCUGCUGACCAUCAAUUAAUCCUUAUAACGUAAUGGAAUAUGAAAGAUCCUGACACCAUUCACUAUGGCAGACAGAGUAGACUGGCCUCGCAUGUAAAUCUAGACUAGAGGGUCAAGGAGAAAGCUUCUCAAGUGAGGAUAUGGACGUUGAGUGCCCUUUUAAGAGUUGAAGUUUUACUCAAGGCAUGGACACUUACACACUUGG